UGUUACAUUGUAAAAAAACAACUAACAGGGGAUUUAUGUGGAAACAUGGACCACACCUAGACAUAAGAAACCAUGGAAACGUGUUGUUAAUUAAUCCAACAAAAUAAAACGAGGUACCAGAAGAAGCUCCUGCUCUGUUUCAUAAUGAUGCGUUCAGGCUCUGUCCAACCAAAAUGAGUGAAGUGAGCAAAGCCAUUUAAUGACGUGAUCAUCAAGUGUCCACUCUUGAUCUCAUGAUCUGCAAUGUUGGCAAAAAACUUGAAUUACUUGGGCAACUGUGAGUGAGCGGGUCGUCCUUCGAGGAAAGGAUUGGCGCUUGGAUCCCCCCCCCCAAACCCCUACAGAUAAUCCCGUGUCCUUGGGCAAGUCCCUUAACACCAACACGGCCGAUGUUACUUACUGAUGGUGUGUAACUCCUGUAACUUCAGUGUAGCAAUGGGAGCUGUUUACACUGGACUAAUCCAUCAUUAAAAACUUUGAAUGUUGAAAAAGCACAUGUGACAAAGUUAAAGGAUAACAAUUAUUCAUGGUUUACUGAACAAGUUAUUUGCCAUAGUGAAAAAAAAGUCUUGAUUAGUGGACUAGCUGCUAAAAUGAAACAUCAAAAAGAUCUGCCAAUAUGCAUCAUCAAUAAUUGGCAGCUAGUAACAGAAGUUAUAUUUGUGCUGAUCCGAUUCAAACCUGCAGUUUUCACACAUCUGCUCAAUGAAUGUGGGGAAGAAAAUAUAAAAACGCAGUUCGACAUCACCACAAACUGCAUAUGUUGUUGAAUCAAAACCUGAGCAUGACAACACGGUCACCAGGGUAGACUUGACUUCAACACGGAUUAAUUGGACAACACUAGAAAGGUAAACUGAGUGUAAGCUCUCCACAUAAUAACCCCAAACGACUUGUUCACCUGAGCUAGCACAAGCUAACAAGAUAAGAGGGGAUAAGGAUUUUGGGUUUCACUGAAAGACAUCUUAUGGACCCGAGCACGAGAUCAGCCCUUUUUCCAGCAGCUCUGUCGCUGGCAAGAAAGAAAUGAAGCAAAAAAUUGUUCAAAUCCAAAAACCAGAUGGAUCAUCUUGUUUUUGUUUCUGAAAAUGAAUUCUCUUGCUUUGAAUAUAAAACGGGAUGGUAUGAGCUUGAAAUUACAACUUUUACGUCACUUUGGCGCACAUUUGACACUGCCCAUAAAUUAUUUAGUGAAGGAAGAGGCCUCUUUGCAUUUUCAAGUGCUGAAGUGUGAACAUCUGGUCUUCAGGCUCUGCACAUUCAGUGAAUUAUGCCGAUGAGGCUUAGAUAAGGCGGUGUGACUAAUGAGGGUUCAUCUCACUCCUGCAGAACACCCUACUGUCUUUCUAGUAAUUACAAUAUUUGUCUGGUAAUAAAAACGUAAAGAAGACAUGGACCCCUCUCAAAGAAACAAAUUCCAGACUGUCGCAGAACAACAAAAAAUAUUUCUCAGAUUCUCAGUAUUUGGCAGAAUGUGGCUCAUCCGUUUGGCUUAAUGUCCUUAAACAGCGACGCGUUCACACAUGCAGCAACCCCUGAAUAAUAAAUGUGUCCAACAACACAUUAUGUAAAUGCCUCGAAAUCUGAAUAAUUCAAAGGUUUUCUUCCGUAAAACUUUUAAUAAGUGUAUAUUCUCUGUUUCUAGCUUCUUUGGUUAUCUUUCUGUCCUGCAAUCUUGGUGUAAACAAGUUCACAAUCUCAAUGAUAAUCAACUAGUUAAAGUUUGUCACUUUAACUCAAUAUGGCAACAUCAUUUAGAUAAUCAAGUCGUAAUCUUUUUCCAACGUGGCUUUGUCAUGCUCCGUCAAAAUUCAUUCCAUUAAAACCUCAAACAUGACUACUGUAUCAAACAGUUUUGUGUUUCUGUGCUGUUCCUUGGAUUCAGGUGAGGAAGAGUCAAUGGCAUUUGAGGUGGCUGAAGAGUUUCUAGAGUGUUUCCGUUGUGACUUGGGCUUCUGGGAUGCCUGCUAUACCACCCAAAUCAACUGCAGCGUCGGCGAGCGCUGCUACACGGGCCGAGGGAAGGCAGUGGACACCCUGGACGUUAAGACUUUGGGAUGUGUUAAGGCGGACGAGUGCGACGUGGAGACCACCGUGGAGCUGUUCCAUAACAGCACCAUCUUUGUCAUGACCAAAAAGUGCUGCGACACCCCCUUCUGCAACUCAGCGCACAAACUUCCAAUCGCCGCACUUUUGUAUCUCACAGUGUCUCUCCUGACUCUCUGAGGCCUUCACAGAAUGACAGUAAACAAGCUGCAUUUAUUCAUGUUGUCCCAAGCUUUACAGAAUUUUGAUAACUGAACAAAAAAAUACUACUUUGGCAAUAACAAUUAUUUUAGAAAGAGAACAUUUCUGUGCACCAUAUUUACUGUGAAAAACUGAAAAACCAAUGCAAUAUAAUAAAGGCUUCAGUGAUAAUAUAA
Messenger RNA from Pungitius pungitius (ninespine stickleback), 2420 nucleotides. Its product is annotated as sperm acrosome membrane-associated protein 4-like. Gene Ontology annotation, cellular component: membrane. Bases 1831 to 2223 code for a protein of 130 amino acids. NCBI's taxonomy places the organism in Eukaryota, Metazoa, Chordata, Actinopteri, Perciformes, Gasterosteidae. Gene Ontology annotation, biological process: sperm-egg recognition. The transcript is spliced from 2 exons. The record is from RefSeq and is a predicted model, not a curated record.